ACCAAUUCAGUGCUAUACCGGUCGUCAUUCAGAACAUGCGAACUAAGAGAUGUACGCAUUUUAAAGAACUUAAAAAUAUUAUUAAUUCGAAAGAAUUACCUCACGUAACUGUCGACAGGAGGUUUAAGUUUUCAAUAGCAAUAGAUCGUUGAAAGAGUCUAUAAUGGAAAGUCAAUGCAUUAUCUAAUGGUGUUAUCAGUGAAUUAUUAACUCGGUUAUCAUCAAUCGAAUGUGAUGUGUCACAACUUGUGCUAAUACCAAUCUACGGCGUAAUAUUUGUGCAAUCCAAUAUGAUUCGUCCUGUAUUCAGCUGUCUGGGACGCGCGUUGCAGCUCAUUCGGAACAACAUAAAACCACUGAUAUUACUCGCAUCGUUUGGAACGUUCAUAUGGUUGAUAGUGAGCACUACAAAUCGCCCAGAAUUUACCCGUCAUUCGUCGCAACAAAACGUAGACGGCGACAGUUCACUAGAUGUUAAUCCAGACCUUAGAUGGAGCAAAAGUUCAAUUGAGAUCUUUCUGCGUUUGUUGGACCUUGAUGGAAAUGUAACGGCCCUAGUGUUUCAAAGUCAGGAUGAGCCUUGCCCCCUGAAGGAUGAGAUCAUUUUCAGUGCAUUCGGCGACGAUUCAUUGGAGGAGAACCUUUGGCAGUACUAUACACUGGUAGCGCUUCGGCAGAAUAUGGCAUUCUCCAGCGAGGGAGGAUUCGUAAUUCUGCCAUACCUGCCGCAAUCUACGAAGCAACGAUUGGAACGGUUGUUUGACGAGGUACCAAUGCCCACCGUCAGUGAUCUACCUUUCGACUGCUACGACAUCGGCAAUGCCGUAAUCAUAAACAGUUCCACCGACAUUGUACGUCCACAGAGUCGAAAUCAAAUUCAAAUUUUGGACAGCGGAACGCGGCGGUACCGGGAUCUAGCUGCUACUGACUGGGGCUCUGAAAACACUAUGUUCACCCUCCAGACAGCCAGCGCCGCUCGACAACGUCUGAGCAAGCUUCGCAAUCAAGGGCCAAAGAUUCGACCGACUAACCAAUCCGGGGUGGAAUUUGUCGGAAUCUACAUACGGCGGGAUGACUUCCUUCCGUUCGAUUACUUCUACCGAGCAAUCACCUUCCAACGGAAGCUGCACUAUGGCAGACUGAUCUUUGUGGUCAUCUGUGAAGAACCGCAAGGUAAACUGUGUAAAAAGAUACAUGCCCCCCUAGAGGAGGUGUACGUCCAGCCGAUGAAAGCGGACGACCCGGGAUACGACUUUGCGCUGAUGUCCCUGUGUAAUCAUACGAUCAUUUCGAAUCACAUGGGCAUAUUCCACGCGCUGAAUAAUGGAGGCGAUGUGGUUGUGUACGAGUUUGAGGAAGUGGAUGCCCGAAUCCGCUAUCUGCCGUGGUUGCUGGCCAACGAACUGGACAGUUGGUACAUGCUAGGAUAGUGUGUG
Messenger RNA from Ochlerotatus camptorhynchus, 1436 nucleotides. RefSeq lists its product as uncharacterized. The coding region runs from base 291 to 1430 and encodes 379 amino acids. The transcript is spliced from 2 exons. The record is from RefSeq and is a predicted model, not a curated record. Lineage: Eukaryota; Metazoa; Arthropoda; Insecta; Diptera; Culicidae.